Debaryomyces hansenii CBS767 is the source of this 2388-nucleotide messenger RNA. RefSeq names its product protein serine/threonine phosphatase. Gene Ontology annotation, molecular function: RNA polymerase II CTD heptapeptide repeat phosphatase activity. The record is from RefSeq and is a predicted model, not a curated record. The transcript has a single exon. Gene Ontology annotation, cellular component: nucleus. Lineage: Eukaryota; Fungi; Ascomycota; Pichiomycetes; Serinales; Debaryomycetaceae. Bases 1 to 2388 code for a protein of 795 amino acids.
AUGGCAGAAUUGACCUCAAUUACUUUGCCACAGUCGGUUCCAUUCCCAGUGACAAUAUCAUCCAUUUUAUGUAGGCAAGGAGAAACUGUUCCUAAGCACCAAACAUUAUUCAAAUAUAAAUACUGGGAUUAUCAAGAUGACCCUAAUUCAAAAGAGGAAACGCCGCCCAAGAUUCGUGUGGAACGUAUUGGAACUUAUGAAAGCCCAAUUGAGGGAGAGGUGAAUAGUAUCAAUGUAUGUUUGAGUGAUGAAAUUGCUCACAGUGGCGUCGAAUUAUGUUUUAUUAAAGAGCCUUGUGCUCAUGCCGUCCAAUACGGAGGCCUAUGUGCAUUGUGCGGCAAAGCAGUCGAGGAUGAGAAGGAUUAUUCGGGAUAUAAUUACGAAGACAGGGCAACCAUUUCUAUGUCUCACGAUAAUACAGGAUUGAAAAUAAGUCUCGACGAAGCAACAAAGAUUGAACAUAAUACAACUGAUAGACUAAGUCGCGAGAAAAAGUUGAUCUUGGUCGUCGAUUUGGACCAAACUGUUAUUCAUGCGACUGUAGAUCCGACGGUAGGGGAGUGGCAACUGGACCCAUCUAACCCAAACUAUCCAGCCGUGAAAAACGUCAGAAGUUUCUGUUUGGAGGAAGACCCAAUUGCUCCCCCAGGAUGGACGGGGCCAAAAUUGCCACCAUCAAAGUGUUGGUAUUAUGUUAAAUUAAGGCCUGGGUUAGAGGAAUUUUUACGACUGGCAUCAGAUCUCUAUGAAAUGCAUAUAUAUACGAUGGCUACUAGGAAUUACGCUUUGGCUAUUGCAAAAAUUAUUGAUCCAGAAGGAGAAUACUUUGGUGACAGAAUAUUGAGUCGUGAUGAAAGUGGAUCAUUGACACAUAAGAAUUUGAAGAGACUUUUUCCAGUUGAUCAAUCUAUGGUUGUAAUCAUCGAUGACAGAGGCGAUGUAUGGCAAUGGGAAAAUAAUUUAAUUAAAGUAGUACCAUAUGACUUCUUUGUUGGAAUUGGUGAUAUUAAUUCUAGCUUUUUGCCUAAGAAGUUUGGCCAACUAACUGGCCCAACUAAGAAAAGAAAAUCAAUUGCAAAGUUAGAAGCGCUUGAAAACGAAAAAAAUUCCACCGAUGAUGAAGAAUCUGAAGCAAAUGAAAACGAUAAAGAGGCUAGUGAAGAGGACGAUAACCCGAGCCAGGAGAAUGACACUCCAUCUUCAUCACCUGUGGAUAGAAUAUUAGAAAUGGGAGGAGGAGAAGAUAAUGCAAGUUUACUUAUGGAACAAUCUAUAAGUAGAAAUAUGUCUUUGGAACAACAACAACAUGACAGACCUUUAGCAAAGUUACAACAUGAUUUGGACAAAAUCCAUGAACAUGAUUCUCAUUCUCCAUCUGGUUCAAGUUCACCUGAAGAAAGUGAUGGUGAUAAAAAAGAAGAAGAGGAUGAGGAGGAAGAUAAUUUAUUGUACGACGAUGAUAAUGAGUUAUACUCGUUGAAGAAGGCGUUAGUGAGAAUUCAUUCAGAAUAUUACAAAAUAUUGGCUGCAAACAAAAUAAAAAGUCCACAUUUAAAGCCCGAUUUAACACAUAUUAUUCCAUUUUUAAAGAGCAAAUGUUUAGAAGGCAUCACAAUUCUAUUUUCUGGUAUUUUGCCAUUAGGUAUAAAUUUAGAUACGGCCGAUAUUGUCAUUUGGUGUAAGCAAUUUGGUGUCAAGGUAGUGAACGAAGUAUAUCCUGAGGUGACACAUGUGGUAUGUAGGGAUCCAAAUGCAAAUUCAUUUAAGUCUGGCCCAACGUUCAAGGUUAGGGUUGCAAAGAAGAUCUUACCAAACGUGAAGAUAGUGAACCCAGAUUGGCUAUUUGCUUGCUUGAGUGCCUGGGGAAAGGUGGAUGAAACAGAUUACUUAGUUGAAAGCGAAGAAGAUAAUUGGUACCUAGAAGACAAGGAUCUCAAAAAAUACCAAAAGGGAUUAGAAUCUCAAAAGCAGAAACAAAUCAAUACAAUUGAAAGCAGACCCAGGUUUGAUUCUAUCGGUUCCGUAGAAGAAUAUGAUUUGGACAAUGCGAAUCAAGAGGUUGAUGAUUUCUUGGCAGGAAUAAGUGAAGAUGACAAUUCAGAAAAGGAUGAUGAUGAUAACGACAAUGACGACGACAAUAACGACAAUGAAGACACCGACAACGACAAGGCUGAAGUUAGCAAACCGUUCGAUUCAUUUAUUAAAGAUGCAUACAAGGUUAAUAAAAAGAGAAGUCUAGAGGCUGACGAAGACAUAAUCUUGCAACAAGAAGUUACAUCUAAGAAACAAAAGACACAACAAGCCGAACCAGAGAGCGAGGUGGACUUGGACGAACUCGAAAAGGAACUUUUGGAUGGCUUCGACGACAUGGAAGAGGCCAAUGUAUGA